Molecule: messenger RNA, 1193 nt
Organism: Sinocyclocheilus anshuiensis
Lineage: Eukaryota; Metazoa; Chordata; Actinopteri; Cypriniformes; Cyprinidae
Exons: 5
Coding region: 28-984 (318 amino acids)
Source: RefSeq, a predicted model, not a curated record
AAGCUGCUGUCAUCAACACAGGUGUGAAUGAGAUCUAAAGAUCCAGCUAAGGAAUCAACCUUCCACGUCAGUUUCGGACUGCACAGGUGGUCCAACAAAGAAAAUAUGAAUAGCUCAAUGUUUCCAAGCCUUGUGUUUCUAAAUUUAUCGUUGCUGAUCUUCACAAAUGGUGUAUUUGGUGUUGAGACAGAAGAUGUGUGGGGGAUGGAGGGGGAUCCUGUCACGCUACACACAGGGUUUGAAAAACAGAAAGAUGAUCUGAUAGUAUGGUAUUACGGACCUGAAAAAACUCUAGAUGUCCAAAUCAAUGGAAAGGCCAGUAAAACCAUAAUAGCUGAUAGGGUUGCUGGCAGAGUGCAGGUGGAUGGUCAGACUGGAUCUCUCACCUUCACAAACAUCAGAACCACAGACUCUGGACUUUAUAAUCUUAAGAUCAGCAGCAACAAUAGGGUUUCAUACAAGAGAUUCAGUGUUUCGGUCUAUGAUCAUCUUCCCGUUCCUGUCAUCAUCAGAGACACUUCACAAUGUUCUUCAUCGUCUGGAAGUUCAUCAGUGUCUAAAUGUUCACUGCUGUGUUCAGUGCUGAAUGUGAGUCAUGUGACUCUCUCCUGGUACAAAGGAAACAGUUUAAUCUCCAGCAUCAGUGUGUCUGAUCUCAGCAUCAGUCUCUCUUUACCUCUGGAGGUGGAACAUCAGGAUAAAAACACCUACAGCUGUGUGCUGAACAACAACAUCAGCAACCAGACCAAACAUCUGGACAUCAGCCAACUCUGUCAGCCGUGUGCAGGUUCUUACUUUCCAGUGUUUUUAAUUCCAGUGCUGCUUUCUGUAGUAAUAGUACUAGUGAUCGGAGCUGUGAUAUGCUUCAGGACAAAGAGAGGAGGAUAUCAAAAAGCCAACUUGAUGCAAUUUGGAUACACUGAAACCAUCACAGAAGCUCUGACCGUCAAAGAAAGCAAACACAAAAUCCAGCAACAAGUUUGAAGAUGCAAACACAGGGAUUCAUGGAUUCUAGCUAUGGUUGUUUUUUUCUUUCCUCUCUUCAUUGAUAUCACUUAUCUCCAGCAGCCUGAAUCAUUUAAAUUUUUCUAAUCUCUGAAAUGUUCUAAUAAAUAGAUCAUUUUUCCAGUAGGUAAAGCCGAAUCUAAAGGGAUAGUUCACUCAGAAAUUAAAAUUCUGUCAUCAUUACUCAC